CAAGUAUCUUGGCGUCGAAUCUGGACAGUUGGUGUGAAUGUCUCGGUGGUAUUGUCUUCUCCGUGGCCAAUUCCGCUCUCUGACCGGGCGCUUCAUUAACAACAAGAAAGUUCGCGUCCCACAAUGCGAGAAGAAGCUUGAUCUUUUGAUGUGGAAUGAAUGGACCGACAGACCUGAAACAUUGGCGGGCGACCCUUUGCGUGCCCUACAAAACCCCGCAUGAGUUUGCUAAGCGACGAAGAAACGCCCCCUUUACCAUGUCGUGGCUCAAGUUGGGUUUGCACCUCACAUCCUACUAUGCAUUCAGGGUUUCGCUGUCCAACCCAGCACCCAAUGCCCCGAAAUCGGACGUCGACGCGAUCGAGAAGCCGACGUUAGAUGUAACACUGAAUAGCCUAUGUCCACCAACUCUGAAAAACCUACUCGCCAUCCCCGCGCUGGCGGAGGUCGCAAUUGUGCUCGCACUCCACUACCCCUCUGCCGAGUCGACGCGCGUUCUCGAGUUCCUCGGCUACAGCCCCACCUCCCUCUGGUCGGAGCCCCCGCGCCUAGCCCUCGCGGGGGCCGCCCUCGCCGUGCUCGGCGGACUCGCCCGCAAAUGGUGCUACCGCACGCUCGGGAAGCACUUCACCUUCCAGCUCGCGCUCCGGCCGGACCACAAGCUCGUCACCGACGGGCCGUACGCGAUCGUGCGUCACCCGGGGUACACCGCGUUCUUCGCGAGCUGCACGGGCAUGCUCAUGCUACACGCUACGCCGGGCUCGUGGGUCCGCGGUGCGCAGGCGCUCGAGCCGCUGCGUCUUGGUUUAGCGGUUGUGUGGCCGUCGUUGAUGCUGAUGGCGUGGUCGAUGCUGGCCAGGCGGCUCUCUGCCGAGGAUCAGUUCUUGAGGAAGCACUUUGGAAAGGUCUGGGAUGAUUAUGCGGCGAGGGUAAGGUAUUGGCUUGUCCCUGGGUUGAUAUAAGGUUGUCGGUCGAGAUAUACCAUGUUGUCUGUAUGUUAUUUAUUUCAUCAUUGUACCUGCCAAAACUCCAAGAUACAGCUGGAUACUGUGUCCCAGAA
This is a messenger RNA of Coniophora puteana RWD-64-598 SS2, 1060 nucleotides long. Its product is annotated as ICMT-domain-containing protein. The coding region runs from base 258 to 962 and encodes 234 amino acids. The transcript is spliced from 2 exons. Gene Ontology annotation, cellular component: membrane. Gene Ontology annotation, molecular function: protein C-terminal S-isoprenylcysteine carboxyl O-methyltransferase activity. The record is from RefSeq and is a predicted model, not a curated record. Gene Ontology annotation, biological process: C-terminal protein methylation. Lineage: Eukaryota; Fungi; Basidiomycota; Agaricomycetes; Boletales; Coniophoraceae.